This is a messenger RNA of Cajanus cajan (pigeon pea), 1194 nucleotides long. RefSeq lists its product as uncharacterized. Lineage: Eukaryota; Viridiplantae; Streptophyta; Magnoliopsida; Fabales; Fabaceae. The record is from RefSeq and is a predicted model, not a curated record. Gene Ontology annotation, cellular component: chloroplast thylakoid membrane.
UUUUAUUUCGAAAAGAAACAAUACGUGUGGUCACGCGCAAUGUGGCGUGUGUGAACCGCAAUUUCAGUCCUGAAUAAACAAUCUAGUGGUAAGAAGAUCACUCUUUGUGGCUAUCCAUGGUUGGGCUUUGAAAGACACUAAGAAGAUGGCCAUAUCUUUAAACCCCAUCGUGAGCUUCGGCUCAACGAAGUUAGAAACAAAGUAUCAGGAUGCAUCAAGAUAUUCUGUUGGAGCUUCUUUACCAAAGGCCACUCAGUUUACACCCUUCUUGGUAGUGUCUAGAUCAAGAAAGCUUGUCAAGAAUAAAAGACUUGGUCAUUGUUUUUCAGUUGCAGAUAGUGAUCAGCUUGCAGCAGACAACAACAGUAGUAACAAGGAUUUUGACAAUGCUGAAGACUCACAAGCCAAUGAUCAGUUAGCAUCCAGGAAUCCUCUUGAUGAAAAUUUCCAGUUGCAAAAUGCUGAGUCAGUAUCUCAAAUAUUAGAGACUUCCAGUUCCAAUGGUUCAAUUAACCAAAACCAAGGGUCAGAAGCAUCUUCUAAGUCACAAUCUGUGACCAAACGACCUUCCCUGACUGCACGAGAGAGGCUAAAGGCAGCUCGAGUUGGGAACCGAUACACGCAAUCCAAAGCAUCUAAACCAGACAUGAACAAGAGGGUGUUGGAGGCUCUAAAAGAAAGUGACAAAGGGAAGAAAAAAUCAGGACUUCCAGAAGCCCCUACUAAUUUGUUUGAUGAUAGCAAAAGAGGGUUGUCAACAGGCUUAUCUUUCCAAUUCCCUGGAGGUUCUGAUCUCUUUUUCAUUGCCUUCUCAUUUGUUUUCAUCAGCACAGUGAUGUUUGCUACAACUUACAUUGUGUGGAAAGUUGGUGCAAUCCAUUUUAAUGAGUACUGAGGUGCAGUGUUAAGAAUUCACCACGAAAAUAGAUAGCUGGUUUAUAUAUGUAGACAACCUUCAGUUGCUUCAAACUUCAUGAACUAUGAUGAUGUUGAUGAUCAGUUUUUUAACAUCAUAGGUGCUGAGAUCCUUUUUUUCUUUUAUGAAGUUCAUUAUUGUUGUUAUUAUUUUAUAAGCUAGGAGAGAGAUUUAAUUCAGGGUGGAUGUAAAAUACAAUGUAUAAUGCUCAACUUAUACGCCAGGAGUCCCUCUUGAGGCCCUAGUUCUUUUGUUUUUUUAAAACUGUUUUUGAUUUA